UCCAUCGCAUUCGAGCCCAAUCCCUGGGAUACCUGAUAAACCGAUGAGGAGGCUAGCAAGUCAGACCAUGAGGGAGCUAGCAAAGCUAGCAAUAGCACUUCAGGCCCAACCAUUAAGGACUCGGGAGCUAGCAGGUCAGCAGCCAAGAGGAGGUUUGCGUUUCUACUGCCUUGAUUUCAACAACAGCCCAGGAUAACCAUCGCUCUGCACACCUGCGGAUUUGUCUGCAGUAGACGAACCGCCAACACAACCAAAAUUGGGAGCUGGGCUCUUCUCUCUUUUCUACCUCUCUCCCACCAAGACCAAAACUCUGCAUGAGAACAGCAAGACAAGAAGAGGACAGAAGACCGAGAGAGGACAGAAGACAGAGAGGGGAGAGUGAGAGAGUGGACAGAGAUAGAGGAAUCCUUAUCUUUCUCACUCAUCCAGCACCACUAGCCUGUCCUCCAGGCUCCCACAGAGCUGUGACCAAACCAGGGGCGUUUCCGUGACCUGUUCGCCGCAGACCCCCACACCCAUCGUUCCGCCAUGCUGCUGUUGUGUGUGGCCUGGUUGGGCCUUGUGUCCCUGGGUUGGGGACCGGGCUGUUCAGCCUUCACUCCCACCAGAGCCCAGGGGGGCCUGAGGGGUCGCAUCCCAAGGGACCGCAGGAACAUCCGGCCCAACAUUGUCCUCAUCAUCACCGAUGAUCAGGACACAGAGCUGGGUUCUCUUCAGGUGAUGAACAAGACACGUAAGAUAAUGGAGGAUGGAGGGACGUCGUUCACCAACGCUUUCGUGACCACGCCCAUGUGCUGCCCGUCACGCUCCUCGAUGCUGACCGGGAAGUACGUCCAUAAUCACAACACAUACACCAACAACGAGAACUGUUCGUCACCCUCCUGGCAGGCUCAGCACGAACCGCGCUCCUUCGCCGUCUACCUCAACAACACCGGAUACAGAACAGCGUUCUUUGGGAAGUAUCUGAACGAAUACAACGGCAGCUACAUCCCUCCUGGAUGGCGUGAAUGGGUGGGGCUGAUCAAAAACUCCCGCUUUUAUAAUUACACAGUCUGUCGAAACGGCUACAAAGAGAAGCAUGGCGCUGAGUAUGCAAAGGACUAUUUCACGGACCUCAUCACCAACGACAGCAUCAACUAUUUCCGGAUGUCCAAGAAGGUGUACCCCCACCGGCCGGUGAUGAUGGUGAUCAGCCAUGCUGCCCCCCAUGGACCUGAGGACUCUGCACCCCAAUACUCUGAAAUGUUCCCCAACGCCUCACAACACAUCACCCCCAGUUACAACUAUGCUCCUAACAUGGACAAACACUGGAUAAUGCAGUACACCGGACCGAUGAGGCCCAUACACAUGGAGUUCACCAACUUUCUACACCGGAAGAGGCUGCAGACGCUCAUGUCAGUGGACGACUCUGUGCAGAAGGUGUAUGAGAUGCUUGUUGAGACUGGGGAGCUGGACAACACCUACGUGAUCUAUACUGCUGACCACGGCUACCACAUUGGUCAGUUUGGGCUGGUCAAGGGGAAGUCCAUGCCCUACGACUUUGACAUCCGAGUUCCAUUCUUCCUCCGGGGACCAAACGUUGAGCCUGGAGGAGUGAAUCCUCAGCUGGUCUUGAAUAUUGACCUGGCCCCCACCAUCCUGCACAUCGCUGGGCUGGACACACCUCCAGACAUGGAUGGGAAGUCCAUCCUGAAGCUCCUGGAGCAGGACAAGACUGGAAACAGAUUUAAACCCAAUCGAAAACCCAAGGUCUGGAGGGACACUUUUCUGGUGGAGCGAGGUAAACUCCUGAGAAAGAAGGAUGAUGCUGGAGCCAGCCCAACCACUCAGCACACAAACAGCCUGCCCAAGUAUAAGAAGGUCAGAGAGCUGUGUCAACAGGCAGAGUUCCAGACGCCAUGUGAACAGCCAGGACAGAAAUGGUACUGUGUGGAGGAGGUGACUGGUAAAUGGAGGAUCCAGAAGUGUAAGGGAGGCGGUCUGAAGGAGAACCCCAGGAAGAGAACCCGAAGCCUGAGGUCCCGCAGCGGCUACGACAGCCGGGAGAGGGAACCGUGUGACUGUGGCCCAGACGGCGGCCUCUACAAACCCCCCAGGGCUGACCGACCAGGACGCUCACACCGCCAGUACCCGCCGUCCUCCGGGGGCCAACGCUACAGGCCUCGUUUUGUCCACACUCGACCCACCCGGUCGCUUUCGGUGGAGUUCGAAGGUCAGAUCUACGACAUUGACCUGGCGACGGACGACCAAUCAGGCAUCCAGAGACGUGUCAUCAGAAAGCGCCACUAUGAGGAGGAAGAUCUGGAGUCAGACGACGGUUCAGAGGAGAUGCUGGCGGAUGACACUAACGCUGUUGGGUACCCCAACUCUGUCAAAGUCACCCACAAGUGCUUUAUACUGAUGAAUGACACAGUCCACUGUGAGAGAGAGGUCUACUCUUCAUCCAGAGCCUGGAAGGAUCAUAAGAGUUAUGUGGACCAGGAGAUUGAGGCCCUUCAGGACAAGAUCAAGAAUCUGCGUGAGGUCAGGGGUCACCUGAAGAGGAGGCGACCCGAUGAAUGUGACUGUGGGAAGAAGCGCCACUAUCACAAAGGACAGAGAAACGGGGGGAAGAACAAGAAUGACCACCUCCAUCCCUUUAAGGAGGCAGUCCAGGAAGUGGACGGGAAGACCCAGCUAUUCAAUGAAGUCCGGAGGAAGAAGAAGGAGAGGAAGGAGCGGAAGAGGCAGAAGAAGGGCGACGACUGCAGUCUGCCAGGCCUUACCUGCUUCACUCACAACAACGACCACUGGCAGACCGCCCCCUUCUGGAACCUUGGAGGGUUUUGUGCGUGCACCAGUGCCAACAACAACACAUACUGGUGUCUGAGGACCAUCAACGAGACCCACAACACUCUGUUCUGUGAGUUCGCUACAGGCUUCCUGGAAUACUUUGACCUGAAUAAUGACCCCUAUCAGCUGACCAACACGGUGUACUCCGUGGACAGGGAGGUAUUGAACACUCUCCAUUCUCAGCUGAUGGAGAUGAGGAGUUGCCAGGGACACAAGCAAUGUAGCCCCCGACCCAAAGGCCUCGAAAUCACAGCUCUCAGCCAGUCUGGGAGGGACGGACGGGUUAAGCUGCCCAACCUGACAGAGGAGGAGGUGGACUGGUGUGGACUGGAGCAGCUGUACAGUAUUGUGAAUGAGAGCUUGUAUGAGAGCAGGACUGACUACAGCCCCGGACAGGACGACUGGCACAACUUCCAGAAGGAUGUAGAUAACAUGUUUGCACUGCUACACGUUUUAGACGAAUUCCAGAAAAACAACAACGAAGACAACCAAACCAACAAGCGCUCUGAAGAACCCCUGGCACUUUCCCUGGCAGAGCCAGGGUCGGGGGGUUGGGGGACAGAGGAGGGAAGUGGGGGCCAUGCAGAGGGGACGCCCAGCCGGUAUAUCUGGCCAGGCCUGGACGUCCCAAUCCGGGCCACAGUAGGACUCACCCGCCACACAACCACCUCUGCCCCGAGCCCACCCCCACCGGUACCGCCCACACCCCCACCGGUACCGCCCACACCCCCAGCAUCCGUCAGGCCCCCGCUGGAAUCUAUCAAUGAACUCCCGGGGGAGAGCCUCCCCAUGGACAGACCCAGGCUGUCUGUGAUGACAUCGUCAGAUGGUCAGUGGAGAGGGGGAGGGGAAAAGGUUGGAGUGGGGGAGGGGGUUGCCCGCGGAGACACGUGGGCGGCUUACCAGCUGGAGGAGGGGCUAGACAGCGAGGGGGAGGUCUUUAGUGGGAACGGGAACAACGGCUUGACAGAUAUUGAGACGCGACACGAUGGCCUGCUGGUGACCAGGGUGGGGCAAGUGUCUGAUCAGGGGGCUUACAUGGGGUCCUACCCAGGCCAGAGCCAAGUCGAACUGGACAGCUUCAUCCAGGGACUGGAGCUGUACGACAAGGAGGAGGGGGACGAUAUAUUCUACGCCCAGGUCUACCUCCCCCUUUUCCCACAGACACAGAGGCCUGUAGUUAAGACCACCACUGCUAGCAGCACCACCGGGAGCCCCCCUCAGACUGGCACCCCCCGGGGGAUGGGGGUGGUAGUGCACAAUCUCCAACGGGACCAGACACAGGUUCUGCAGAUAGAGCCCCGGCCUCAAUUCCUGGACAACGAAGGUAGUGGGUUCCCCCCUCGGCCCUCUUCCCCCCACACCCAGUGAGACACAGACAAAAAGCUUGUGCUGGCCUGCCCAUUGAGGAGGCUUGGCCGGUUGCCACAGAGACACUAAGGGACAGAAACUGGGGGACAUGGAGAGCCAAGAUGGCGAACAGUGAUGUCAUCACCCAGUUAAAGCUGUAUUUUUUAUCAAGUAUUCAAGUUAUUAUUAUUGUUGAUUUUUUUUU
Molecule: messenger RNA, 4387 nt
Organism: Esox lucius (northern pike)
Lineage: Eukaryota; Metazoa; Chordata; Actinopteri; Esociformes; Esocidae
Gene: sulf1
Product: sulfatase 1
Exons: 20
Coding region: 529-4203 (1224 amino acids)
Cellular component (GO): plasma membrane; endoplasmic reticulum; cell surface
Molecular function (GO): calcium ion binding; N-acetylglucosamine-6-sulfatase activity; glycosaminoglycan binding
Source: RefSeq, a predicted model, not a curated record